Molecule: messenger RNA, 849 nt
Organism: Podospora pseudocomata
Lineage: Eukaryota; Fungi; Ascomycota; Sordariomycetes; Sordariales; Podosporaceae
Exons: 2
Coding region: 1-849 (282 amino acids)
Source: RefSeq, a predicted model, not a curated record
AUGCCACUCCUCCUAAGCAUCACCACCACCCCACCACCACCACCAAAACCAAAAAUUUCUCUCCUGUCACUACCACUGGAGCUCAGACUAGAAAUCUACACCCAUCUCCUCCACCUACCACUGCCCCCACACUCAGGCGAGGAAUCACCCCCUUAUCGAUCAACAACCCCCCCUCUGUCAACCUUUGCCGAAAAACCAAAAAUCUGGACAGCGAUUUUAUACGUCUCCCGACAAAUCUACAUCGAGAGUCACCCCCUCUUGUACAAGUCAAACACCUUCUCCGCCCACCCCACCCUCCUCACCAGCUCCCCUACUUUGUAUCCUUCCUCCAAGGCAUAUAAAACCCCCCUUGCGAUCCCCCUCCCACCACUACCACCACCACCACCAACCACAACAACACCCCAACAAGACCGACCAUUCACCCCCCCGUCCCAAUCCCAGAACAUCAUCACAAUCCCUUUAUCCCCCUUCAUCUCCGCCCCGACAAACCCCCCCUCUAUAUCACCUGCCUACAUCCCCCUGAUAAGGAAAUGGAGGCUUCGGAUAAAACUGGACAGUCCAGCUCCGUGGUCUGAGGAUCUGGUGAGGGAGGUGUUCACGGGAGUGGGGGAGUUGACGUUGGAUGUGUGGCAGAGUUCUUUUUGGGGUGGGGUGGGUGUUAGAACCCUAAAAGGGUUCGAAGGGGUGAGGGGGGUGGGGAGGGUGAGGGUUAGGGGGAUGUUGGGUGGCUUUGAGGGCUACCGGGGGUGGCUGGAGGGGAUCAUGGGGGAGGGGGUUGGGGUUCGGGAGGGGGAGGUAUAUGAAGGGAGGGAUGAGGAGGAGAGGAGGAGGUUAAGGGGAUGGAGUUGA